Messenger RNA from Glycine soja, 1423 nucleotides. Its product is annotated as spermidine synthase-like. The transcript is spliced from 9 exons. Lineage: Eukaryota; Viridiplantae; Streptophyta; Magnoliopsida; Fabales; Fabaceae. The record is from RefSeq and is a predicted model, not a curated record. Gene Ontology annotation, cellular component: cytosol. Gene Ontology annotation, biological process: spermidine biosynthetic process. The coding region runs from base 74 to 1081 and encodes 335 amino acids. Gene Ontology annotation, molecular function: spermidine synthase activity.
GCCGAGAAUAGCCAAACAGAGUGCUAUUUGAAAAAUUGUUCUCUCACCGUGAAAGAGAGAGAGAGGUUAGGCUAUGGCUGAUGAGAGCGUUGUUGAGUCCCCAGUGAAGAGGCAGAGAGAUGAUGGUGAAGAAAAUGGUGUCUCUGUUUCCAUGGACGCGGAGGGUGGCAAAGACCCUCUUAGUAACGGUUUAUCAUCUGUGAUUCCUGGGUGGUUCUCUGAAAUCAGUGCAAUGUGGCCUGGAGAGGCUCACUCCUUGAAGGUGGAAAAGAUUUUGUUUCAAGGAAAGUCAGAAUACCAAAAUGUCAUGGUCUUCCAGUCAUCAACAUAUGGCAAGGUUCUUGUUUUGGAUGGAGUAAUUCAGCUAACAGAAAGGGAUGAAUGUGCCUACCAAGAAAUGAUCACUCAUCUUCCUCUUUGCUCUAUUCCAAACCCUAAAAAGGUUUUGGUUAUCGGUGGAGGUGAUGGAGGGGUCAUACGAGAAGUAGCACGCCAUUCUUCAGUUGAAAAGAUAGACAUUUGUGAAAUUGACAAGAUGGUUGUUGAUGUCUCCAAACAAUACUUCCCUGAUGUAGCUGUUGGGUAUGAUGAUCCUCGUGUGACACUUCAUAUUGGUGAUGGAGUUGCAUAUUUGAAGGAAGUUCCAGAAGGAACUUAUGAUGCUGUUAUAGUGGAUUCAUCCGACCCUAUUGGUCCUGCUCAGGAGCUUUUUGAAAAGCCCUUCUUUGCGUCAGUUGCAAAGGCUCUUUGUCCCGGUGGAGUUGUGUGUACUCAGGCAGAAAGCAUUUGGCUUCAUAUGGAUAUAAUUGAGGACAUUGUGGCCAAUUGUCGCCAGAUUUUUAAAGGCUCUGUCAACUAUGCUUGGACUACUGUUCCUACAUACCCAAGUGGGAUGAUUGGUUUUAUGCUUUGCUCAACUGAGGGACCACCUGUUGAUUUCAAGCAUCCAGUUAAUCCCAUAGAUGAAAAUGAGAGUCAGAAGUCAGUAAGACCACUGAAAUUUUACAACUCUGAGAUUCAUACAGCAGCUUUCUGUUUGCCGUCAUUUGCAAAGAGGAAGAUUAGUUCUAAAGCAAAUUAAGAAGAUUUUCAGAACCUUUGAAGGAGCUCAAGUGGCUGUUGUAGAAGUCCAACAUUCAUCCUUGCUGUAUUGGUCCAUCUAUCAAUGAGCCUUGGAAUAAGUCAGAUUAAAUUUGGCAUUGAAUAGUUAAGUUUAUUUCUGGAAAUCAAUUAGCAAUCGGAUUAAGAGUCUAGGCAAUCCUAAACGGGGUUUAAAAGUGAUGGCAAUUAUCAUUAUCAACCCAAGAAUUACCUGUUUUAUAAUCUCUCUUUAUAUUCUUAUUAAUAAGUUGGAGAGGGGACCAAUCGAUUGACAUGAUUAAAUCAACUUUGAAUGCCGAUCACUAUCAAUUGGAUGCCAUAA